Molecule: messenger RNA, 630 nt
Organism: Chaetomium strumarium
Lineage: Eukaryota; Fungi; Ascomycota; Sordariomycetes; Sordariales; Chaetomiaceae
Exons: 1
Coding region: 145-498 (117 amino acids)
Source: RefSeq, a predicted model, not a curated record
UGGAUCAUACAGUUGUAGCAAAGCCGGUGGGGCGAGGAGCAGGCCUCGGCGUGGUGGCCAAGCUCACCGCACUUGUAGCACGCCCGGCGAGAGACUGACGACAUGGUGGAUGGGAUGGGUCUGCAAAUGGAUUAGCACGCCGCCAUGACUGGCCACCGCGGUCUCCUUUCAGCAACUUGGUUGACAUGUUUGCAAGCGGCGAGAGCUGUCGGAACCCGAGUAUCGGCCAUAAUGCCUGGGAGGUCCCGAUCCGACUCUGGGAAGCGCGCACAGGUCCCUCGAAGAUUGGAUCAGAGUCAUGGUUGUGAGGGCUUUCGCUUGGAUAUAUGGCCGACAGGAUCUGAUAGGCUCGGUAUCGAGGAGCCCCUCAUCGCGGCGCAAGGGAGGGCCGGUUCCACGGCCACGGUAUUGUGCGACCCGACCAUGUUUGCGUCAUGCGCUCUGCAGAGGGCAAAUGACGUUCCGAUAAACAGACGGUUUGAGAUUGCCUCGCAAUAGCCAUCAAGGUGCGGGAGAUACCUUGAUGGUGACCGAAGGCCCGGGACCCGAUAAAUGCGCGCAUCUGUCCUGCCGCAUGGUAUCCCUCCCAAGGCCCAACAGAUCGGACCCUUGAUCUCGAUCCUGCGAGGG